AUGAACCGCGGCGGACACAGAGGGACGCACCGAGGAGGGGGCGACCGCAAUUUUCCCGGCGGUUCGUCCUCCUCGUAUCAGCCUAACGGGCGAAACGACGGAUCUCGAGGCCAGUGGGGCCCUCAGGACGGCAGUGGCGCUGGCAGCUCCUGGAGCAACAGGAAUGCAGCUGGAAGCACGCGCUGCCACGGGCGCGGUGGAGGGUAUGGCGCAAGCAGCUCGGGGCGAUGCUGGGGUAGAGAUGAAGGCCCUGGCACCUCCCGGCACGGGGGAGGGGGGCCCCCGAGGGGGCCCCAUGGCUCCUACGGACGGAGGAGGGGCCGCGCUGACGGUCCGAGAUGCCGCACCGAGCAUCACGCGAUAGAAUACUCCAGAGGAGAGUCUGUGACGAUGACGGAGGCUCCUCCCGUGCAGAAGCAGGGGGCCCCUCCUUUCUGCCAGAAUUUCGCGUUUUACGGAGAUUGCCGUUUCGGCAGCCGAUGCAGAUUUGCUCACGCACUGGAGUGCGUUGGCUAUCAGGAAGAGGCCCACGGUGGGAAGGGCAUUCGGUGUUGCAUUGUUAACCCCGCGGCUUCCGAGCUCUUUACGGGUGGCAAGGACAAGAAACUCAUGCGCUGGCAGAUUUCCCAGCCUGCAGCGCAAGUCAGUCCCGGAACCGCAGAGGGAGGCGAUCUCGACAGCACCGGGGAACCCCUGCUGGCUUUGAAUUGCCUGACAUGCACCGAUAUGGGGGCAGAAGUCUGCUGCCUCAAGCUUUUGGGGGGUGCCCUCUUCGCGGGACUAGGAGACGGCCGCAUCAAGGUGUUCCUUGCAAAUGGUGAAGUUAAGGAGCUCACCGGGCACGAGAAAAGUGUGUACUCCUUGUUGCUGGUGGAGGGGGUGCUCGUGUCUGGAGAUUGGGGCGGCUGCAUCCGCUUUUGGCGCUUUGAGGAGCCACAGCAGACCUUCAACGCAAUUCACGCGCUGCAGGUAGAGGGCAGCAUCUGCUGUUUGCAAACUGCCGACGUCACCCUGCCACAGCCGCCAGGGGGGGCUACUCCCCCCGCUGCAGGAUCUUCUGCUCCCCCUACAACACGCAAGGUGCUCUGGGCCGGAGGCACUGCCCUAUCCAUCAUCGACCUGCAGUCGCUUCAGGUGCUCCGAGUUCUUGACGUCUCUGAUGUUAAGGGCAAUGGUCCUCCUCUUGUUUUGGCGUUACUGCCAUUCAACGACUGUCUCCUUGUGGGCUUUGCGAGCGGCGCCAUCUGCGCCUACACCGCCGAUGGCGAGCGGCAGUACUGCUUUUCGUCCGACUACCUCUCCGCCAUGGAGGGCCUCAUGUCCCCCCGAGGCCCUGUCCUGGUGUACGGGGGUCGCCGUUCGAGCUUUCGCGUCUUAAAAGUCCCCGAGUUUGAAGAACGAGGGUCUCUGGCUGCUCACGAGGCAGGCGAUAUCAAGGCGGUUUGUGCCUUAGGGCCCACACACUUCGUCACGUGCGGCGAUGACGGGGCCAUAGCGAUCUGGAAGUGGGCACUGCCACAUGCCGAGACAGCCUCUAAGCAGUAG
Messenger RNA from Cyclospora cayetanensis, 1545 nucleotides. RefSeq names its product zinc finger CCCH domain-containing protein 17. Bases 1 to 1545 code for a protein of 514 amino acids. Lineage: Eukaryota; Apicomplexa; Conoidasida; Eucoccidiorida; Eimeriidae. The record is from RefSeq and is a predicted model, not a curated record. Gene Ontology annotation, molecular function: protein binding; metal ion binding. The transcript has 11 exons.